AGCUGUGUUAACACGCAAGUUGAGGUAGGAUGUUAUUGUCGGUGCUUAAUUACCUAAAUUCGAAAAGGUUUGUUCAGAAGGAAUACGCUCAGAUAUGGCUGAAGUCAUCAUGGAUGCACAGAUGGUAGCUGUUCUAUUCGAAGAGGAUGACGUAGCAUAUGAGGAGGAAUUGUUAAGAAACCCGUAUUCCGUUCGUCAUUGGCUACGCUAUGCAGAAUUUAAGCGACAACGCACUUCCAAAGGAAAUCGGGAUGCCGUUAACUUGGUAUAUGAACGAGCCUUGAAAGUACUACCGGGCUCAUACAAAAUAUGGCACCAGUAUCUCACGCUUCGUGUCAAAGCUCUCGAAGAGAUGAAACUUUACCCCAGUGACUCAGCCUUUGAAGAUGUGAGCAAUGUUUUCGAGCGGGCUCUUGUUUGGAUGCACAAAAUGCCUCGCAUAUGGCUGAUGUAUUGUGAAUUCUUACACCGGCGACGCUUUGUCACACGACUUCGACACACAUUUGAUCGAGCCUUGCGCGCUUUACCGAUAACGCAGCAUGACCGCAUUUGGCCAGAUUACCUAGCGUUUGUUGAGUAUCAUGACAUUCCUGAAACAGGCGUUCGUGUAUAUCGUAGAUUUCUGAAGUUGAGCCCCGAAUCCCGCGAGAAAGCGGUUGAUUACUUCAUCUCGAUUGAGCGACUGGGUGAAGCGGCUCAACUCCUAGUAGACAUGGUGAACGAUCCUGAGUUUACUUCUGCGCGAGGGAAACCGAAACAUCAACUUUGGAUGGAGUUAUGUGAACUCAUAUCUAAAAACCCUGAUCAAAUGGAAGAAAGUAACCUUCGUGUAGACGCCAUAAUCCGAGGUGGCAUCAAAAAAUAUACAGACCAACAAGGUAAGCUAUGGUGCUCUCUAGCAGAUUAUUACAUCAGAUCGAGGCUGUUUGAACGAGCACGCGACGUGUAUGAGGAGGCAAUGGAAAGUGUGUUGACAGUUAGAGAUUUUUCGCAAAUCUUUGAGACGUACUCGCAUUACGAAUACGGCUUGAUAAGGAACAUGCUAGCGCAAGAAAUUCAGACAAAGGAGACCGAUCUGGAAAUUAAUUUGAAAAUGGCAAGGUACGAAUACCUUAUGGAUCGCCGGCCGCUACUGCUGAAUUCGGUGGUGCUUCGACAGAAUCCACAUAACGUCGGUGAAUGGCUUAAACGCGUCAAAUUACUGAGGGAUGAUGUAAAAGAGAUCAUUCGCACAUUCACAAAGGCUGUACAAACAGUUGAUCCAAAACUAGCAUGCGGAGGAAAGCUCUGUCAGAUAUGGAUCGAGUUUGCUAAACUUUACGAAAGUAAAGAUCAGGUAGAUGACGCCCGAAUCAUUUUCCGUAAGGCGACCCAAGUGCCAUACGCUAAAGUCGACGAUCUGGCCAACGUGUGGUGUGAGUAUGCUGAGUUGGAAUUACGACACGACAACAUUGAAGAAGCCAUCAAACUCUGCCGUACUGCCACAACACCCCCGUCACGACAGGUUGCCUAUCACGAUCAAUCGGAAACUGUGCAGCUACGACUUCACAAGAACAUCAAAGUGUGGUCUCUAUACGCCGAUCUAGAAGAAAGCUUUGGUACCCUUCAAACGACGAAGGCAGUCUAUGAUCACAUUAUUGAUCUUCGUAUUGGGACACCACAGAUCAUCCUGAAUUGUGCUCUUUUUCUUGAGGAACACAAUUACUUUGAGGAGGCGUUCCGGGUCUACGAAAAAGGUGUAGCUCUGUUUAAAUGGCCGAACGUUUAUGAUAUAUGGCACACAUAUCUAAGUAAGUUUCUUAAACGUUUUGCUGGAACGAAGCUCGAGCGGGCACGUGACUUGUUUGAACAGUGCCUCGAGCAAUGCCCCUCAAAAUACGCAAAAAAUAUCUAUUUGCUAUAUGCACAGCUAGAGGAGGAACAUGGUCUGGCGCGUCAUGCCAUGUCCAUCUAUGAGAGAGCUGCCGAAGUCGUGCCGGACAACGAGAAAAGAGAAAUGUUUGAGCUGCAGAUUAAGCGCGCUGCUACGCUGUUUGGUUUAACUCAUACGAGGCCAAUCUAUGAAAAGGCGAUUGAAAAUCUGCCAGACGCAGACUCCAUCGUGAUGUGCAUGCAGUUUGCACAAUUGGAGUGCAAACUGGGCGAAGUUGAUCGAGCGCGCGCUAUCUGGAUGCACUGCUCUCAAAUGUGCGACCCACGCACUCAACCUCAAUUUUGGAGUGCCUGGAAAGAAUUCGAAGUCUCGCACGGUAACACCGAUACGGCUCGGGAGAUGCUUCGAAUAAAGCGUAGCGUACAGGCUACAUUUAAUACACAGGUAAGCCUUAAUCUGGCUGUUCCAUACAGUUCGCAGACUACUUCUGCAGUAACAAAUACGAACGAACAUCCGUCAAAAACACAAAUGCAACAGCCCGCAGUCGGCAUUACUGGCAAAGCCCUGACAUUUAUCCGUGCCCAAGAUACGGAACCGGCGUACGAGGAAACACGGGCCGACAACCCCGACGAAAUCGAGCUCCCUUCAGAAGAUGACGAAGAUGGGGAAGAUCCGGAGAGCCUAAGUCAGAACACCAACAAGAAUGCAUCGGCUGAUAGGAGAGAUUGUGGCGAAGAAGAUGACGAUGAAUCCGAUUAUGAGAAGGAUAAAGUUGAAACGAAGCCAGUCCCUCAAGGAGUUUUUGGAAAUUUAAAAAAAAACCAACAUGACGAUAGUGACUAAAUGAAUUGUGUAUAUAUGGAAAU
Messenger RNA from Varroa destructor (honeybee mite), 2739 nucleotides. It is a transcript of the gene fand, whose product is annotated as Pre-mRNA-splicing factor SYF1 fand. Gene Ontology annotation, cellular component: Prp19 complex; U2-type catalytic step 2 spliceosome; post-mRNA release spliceosomal complex. Lineage: Eukaryota; Metazoa; Arthropoda; Arachnida; Mesostigmata; Varroidae. The record is from RefSeq and is a predicted model, not a curated record. Gene Ontology annotation, biological process: mRNA splicing, via spliceosome; generation of catalytic spliceosome for first transesterification step. Gene Ontology annotation, molecular function: protein binding.